This is a messenger RNA of Exophiala spinifera, 1308 nucleotides long. RefSeq lists its product as uncharacterized. The transcript has 3 exons. Gene Ontology annotation, molecular function: translation release factor activity. The record is from RefSeq and is a predicted model, not a curated record. NCBI's taxonomy places the organism in Eukaryota, Fungi, Ascomycota, Eurotiomycetes, Chaetothyriales, Herpotrichiellaceae. Gene Ontology annotation, biological process: translational termination. Bases 1 to 1308 code for a protein of 435 amino acids.
AUGCCUUUGGGACGGUCCGGUUUCAAAGUUCUCGUACACGACACCGAGUCCCAACUCUCACCCAUCCUGCUCCGACGGGCGCGGAGCAUCGCAGCCGAACAUGCACAACUGUCUGCGGCCAACAUCGAAAACUACGACGUGUCGGUUGCGAAGAAGAUUGGUGAACUGAGCUCGGUUUGUGAAGCGUUGAAAGACUGGGAAGAUGCACAGAACACAGACCUUGGUCUGCUAGAUACUCGUAUGCGAACUCUGUUCACGAACGCUGACGCCUCCUUCUCGGGACGACAACAACAGAGUCUCUCCGAAUUGCACGCUCUCCUCCACGACCCGUCCUCAGACGCCGAGCUCAAGUCACUGGCGCAGUCGGACAUCGAGUCGACUCUGUCCACACUCCCCGGGCUGACGUCGAGGUUGAAGACGUCGCUGAUCCCGGCGCACCCGUUCGCCAGCAUGUCGUGCAUGAUCGAGAUCCACCCGGGGGCGGGCGGCAGCGAGGCGUCGCUCUUCGCGCAGACACUGCUGGACAUGUACAAGGGAUUCUGCGCGCGCAAGCGGUGGCCGACGACGCUGGCGAGCUACACGGCCGACGACUCGGUGCCCGAGAGCGCGCUGACGGACGCGCUGCUCGAGGUCGACGCCCCGGGCAGCUACGACGUGCUGCGGUCCGAGGCGGGCGUGCACCGGGUGCAGCGCGUGCCGAGCACGGAGAAAAAGGGCCGCACGCACACGAGCGCCGUGAGCGUGCUCGUGCUGCCCAACCUGCCCGAGACGGGCGGCGAGGACCUCGACUACGAGAACCCGGAGAGCGACUACUACAUCGCGCCGCAGGACGUGCGCAGCGAGACGAUGCGCGCCCGCGGCGCCGGCGGCCAGCACGUCAACAAGACCGACAGCGCCGUGCGCCUCACCCACAUCCCCACCGGCAUCGUCGUGUCCAUGCAGGACAGCCGCAGCCAGCACAAGAACCGCGAGAAGGCUUGGCAGCUGCUGCGGAGCAAGCUGGCCCAGAUCCGCCGCGAGCAGCGCGAGGCCGACGUCAUCAACUUGCGCAGGUCCGUCAUGGGCGGCGUCGCCAGGACCGGCCGCGAGGACAAGGUGCGCACCUACAACUACUCGCAGAACCGCGUCACCGACCACCGCAGCGGCAAGGAGACCAGCCACCUCGACGCCGUGCUCGAGGGCGGCCACGAGCUCGAGGACAUCAUGGACAGCGUCAGGGAGUGGAUGAGCGAGGAAGAGGUCAAGGGUCUAUUGGUCGAGGAGGAAAUCAAGACCAAGACCAACCGCGCCGAAUCGCAAAAGAAAUAA